Messenger RNA from Acaulospora morrowiae, 1743 nucleotides. The record is from the annotation of a GenBank genome assembly. Lineage: Eukaryota; Fungi; Glomeromycota; Glomeromycetes; Diversisporales; Acaulosporaceae.
ACGAAACGCGCUAAUAAGGAUGGAAAGUAUCAAGAAAAGGAAAGUAAAGAUAUUGGCAAUGCUUUAGACCCGGAAGCCGAACCUCUAUCCUGGGGAUGGGUAUGUGCCAGGGUGGCAGAUAUGCUUACUCAUAACCCACACGGGUUAACAGAAUGUGUAAUGUUGAACAAAUUGCUUUCUGAGUGGCAAGAAAUGAGCGUUGAAUAUCGAAAAGGAGUUCCAAAAGUAUUCGCACCUUUUCGUACAAUACAUCCGCGGUUUAAUACCAAAAUUCGCGACUAUGAGCUUAUUGUCAAGGAUAUUAAGAGGUAUACACAUCAAUUCACCUUGUCCGACAACUCAGACUGUUCUACAGUCAAUAUGUAUAUACCACCGAGACUUUUCCGAUUCAUCACAGAUGGAUAUUUUCCAGAGUUGUUCAAUCAGAAAAAUCGUCGCAUCAGGUUCAAUCGUGCGUCAUUAUCAAAGACAGCUCCAAAAUUAACUUUUCUGAACACAGGAAAUAUAUUGAUCAUGUUGACACAGUCCGAUGAGGAGUUCAUUGAUAAGCUAUUUACCGAUUCAUUCCUUGACAUAACGCUAGGUGAUAUCAGUAACGGGAGAGGGUAUCAAUUUUGGAUGAGGGUAGUACACGUUGGUCCCAAAGAGCCUGCCAAUUUUGUCGGAUUUUCAAACAAAGUGUGUGUGUACGUUCGUGAUAUGUUGAGUACGCGAUGUGCUACUCUGGUUUUGUUAGAUGAUAAAAUACGCAUAACAAAUUUGUUUAAAACGGGAGAUUUUUUGGGAAUACAUUGGCCUUACAUUGAACCCGAGAGUGGAAAUCAAGGUGGAAUAAUUCUCCACUACUGCGAUUCAACCGUGUUAUUUUGUUUGCCGAUGAACGAUCUUUGUAAGACUAAACAUAAUCCAAAAAGCAAAUUUAAUUAUCAUGAUGAUUCGCAUAUGAUUGAUUAUAAAUACCACCAUGAGCGCUUCUUCAUAAAUAAGUUGCCGCCAAGAGGUUUGAACGUCACUCUUUAUGGAAAACUCGAGAGCAUCUCAGAAAAUGAUCCGUCUAUGUCAAAUGAAGGCAAACAAGUCGAUCGAUAUGCGAUAAAAUUAAGUGAUAGAACCGGGUGUGUGUCGAUCACUUUAUGGGGAAGGGUUGGGCGUGAGGUGUCUCAAUUUCACAUUGGACAAUAUAUCGUACUAGAAGGGUUGCGAGCAUGGAGAAAAUUUGAUGGAACUAUGGAAGUUAAUGGGGAUGUAUCAAUAGGGACAGUGAUUUAUAAUGUUAGCAUGGCAGAAGGAUGGCUAGCAAUUUCAUCCUUACGAGGUAAUUCGUUACCGUUAGACAUCAUCAUCAAACACUCUAAUGAAUCCUACCUUGAUCAAUUUGUUUGCCGUUGUUUGAUCACUGAUUGGGCGAUAAGCGACAAAUCGUCCGCCAUAAAAUGGUGUUUGGAUGAUGGUACUGGAGUUAUUUGGGUUGAAGCUGCGGGUUCUAUAUCACAGGAUAUACUGCACUCCAUCGGGAUAGAAGUAAUAACAGAACGUUCAAUGAGAGCCAAAUUGACGAAGGAACAACUGGGACAUAAUAUUAAGGGGAAAAUGCUUUGGUGUUGCAUUUCAGUGCUAGGGACCGGAAAGUAUCAAUUCAAUUCUGUUCUGAUGGAUUACAGCGAUGGCUCACGAUCACUCGCACAGGCUGACUGUCAUAAAAUGUUAAAGGAACUUCAACAAUCUAAAUGUGAACAUCGUUGA